Bombus pyrosoma is the source of this 17276-nucleotide messenger RNA. RefSeq names its product protein unc-13 homolog B (gene unc-13). Gene Ontology annotation, biological process: neuromuscular junction development; presynaptic dense core vesicle exocytosis; synaptic vesicle maturation. Bases 1995 to 11264 code for a protein of 3089 amino acids. The transcript is spliced from 22 exons. The record is from RefSeq and is a predicted model, not a curated record. NCBI's taxonomy places the organism in Eukaryota, Metazoa, Arthropoda, Insecta, Hymenoptera, Apidae. Gene Ontology annotation, cellular component: neuromuscular junction; synaptic vesicle membrane; presynaptic active zone cytoplasmic component. Gene Ontology annotation, molecular function: syntaxin-1 binding; calcium ion binding; phospholipid binding.
UCGAGCCGGCGCGGCGUUUCCGUCGAGCGUAGCGUCGAGAGAGACGCCGGGGAUGCUAGUAGCGAGGAAGUGCCGGCGUCGAGCAGCGUCCUCCCGCCGGUUACUCGCGCGACGGCGCUCCGAGAACGCCGGCAAGGCUUCCGAGUGAACGAACGGCGACCUUCUUUCGCGACUUACACACCGGCCGACAGCGUUUUUCUGUUUUCCUGCCUUACUAGUCGUCGUGUGCUACACCAUCGAGAGAGGGUCGGUGCGCGUGGCCCAAGUAAUCGUCCAGUGCGUCGACGUUGGUGCGUGCGUGCGUGCUCGCGUGCCUAUCUGCCUCUUGCCUGCUAGCUUGGCUGCGUGCACGCGCGCGCGCGUGCUUCCAUCUAUUCGCGUGUAGUAGGAAAAACGGACCGAGGUAGAACGCGAGGUGAAACGAGAGAUAGGCGGCGUGAUCAACGAGGAAAAGUGUCUUAUAUCGGCGGAAGGUGCAGCACACGUUGGAGACUGAACGAGUUAAGAGCUCGGGGAGAAACUCGGUACCGAGGGAAGGAACAGGGAUGAAUAAUUUAAACGAACGAAUGGGAACAGUCAGACAUAUCGAUUAAAAGAAAGGAGAGAAGAGCAGAGAAGGUUUUAGAGAACGAAGAGAGGCUCGUCGACGGAAUCACGAUAGCUAACGCGAGAUUAAAGAUACCACUUAUAUAUGUGUAUAUGGAAAUAUAUGAAUAUAUGAUAAUUAUUAAAAAGAAAAAUCUACUAAUAUAUUAAACGUAUAUGUCUGUGGAGAAAAAAAAGAGUUAUUAUUCGAAUCUAUUGUUUUAUCUACUCGUUCGAGGUUUACACGUUGUCCGAUAAGAAUAUCUAUGUUAAGCCUAAUGGUGCGCGCGGGAACACGCGCAUAAGUAUCAGCGAGAAACGCGUGAACGAGAACACUUUCGAAUUAAGGGAGAGAAGAACGACCAAAACGAAUGUUGUCAAUUAAUAUUGUAUAUUAUUCAGAUCACUUCCGGAGUUUACGAUUUCGCCUAGUUCAAUUACUAAUUACCUUUACGCGCCGUUCCCUCUGUAGCCGUUCUUCGAAUUCUACCUCCAGCUUAAGAAUAAUUUAAGAGAAACUGAAAGAGUCGACAACGAAGGCGAAGAAGAAAAAGAAGAGGAAGAAAGAAAGAAAAGAGGAAAUUGAAGAAAGAAGAGGAAUAAGCGAAAAAAGAAGUAGAGGAAGAGUAAGAGGCAAGAAGGCGUGGAGAGAAGGAACAGAGAGAAGGGUAAAACGGCCUACAAACGUAUUUAGAUUUAGUGCGCGUCACGGGUCCUCGACCGGACCCUUCCCAAUGGUUGUACCUGGUUUAAUCUGCAGUUAAGACUUCACCCGUUCAAAACGGAAGCUACGUUCGGUUUCCGUAUCAUUACGAAGAUAGCGGCAGCGGCAUGAAUGCACGAGACUGGUUACGAAGUGCCAUUUGCAGAGUGCCGCGCGAUCUCGUAUGGUUCGUCAAGAUCGCGCCCAAUAAUUAUCAAACUUUGUGUAUGCAGAUAUAGUGUAAUAGAAAGAACGAAGGGACGAGUUGAUUGGAGGACAGAAAACAAAGAGACAGAGUGACAAUAUAUAAUAUAUAUAUAUAUAUAUAUAUUACGCAUAACGUAGCAAGUGAACGAAUCAUAGUGUACAGUUUGAUCGACGUGUGAAAAGUGAACAGUAGGAGGCAAAAAGUACAAGUAAAGAAGGAGACAGAAAAGGACAAUCAAUAUGGGAAUCGAUAACAGUGCAUCGAAUUACCGUAGUUUGAUCAUGUUGAAAGUCUGCGCUAGAUGCAUUGAAGUGUCGAUCAUGUUCCUUUUCGGGCCACAGGCAACGCUGUAAUUCUGUUUUCAUUCGAGUCGCACAGUAUGCAUGAUGAAUCGCCUCAGGGAUCAUCGACAGCCUAAAUAUCAUACUUGGAGGUUCGUCGAAACAUAGGAGAUACGAGGUCGACUCGACGUAUUGCGUCAGAAAAACGCAAACUUAGAUGAAAAUGGACUCGACGAAGCUGGGUGGGCCAGCCCCAACCAGCCCAAGGGCACACUCGCCAGCCCUACCGGCCUACAGCAGUACCACCACGGAUGGGAACAUCGAUUACAUAAUCGGAGACUAUAUGGAGAGACUCGGCACGAGAUUGAAUACAUUGGAGAACGAGCUGAGGUACGCCUGGAGGGCGUUAGACCUGCUCAGUCAGGAAUACAUCAAGAUGUGGGAGAGGCUAGAGAAGUUAGAGGGCCUUUUAUACGAACAACAAACGGUGAUCAGUCAAUUGAUCGAAUUCUACGCGAGCGGUGGUACUCACGAGACUGCCAACGUGGUGGUGGAGGAGACAUUGGCCAAUCAACAGAGCACCGUUGGCGAGUUGGACGCGAUCGCGAAGAGCAUAGGCGCCACCAUGGGUAUAGAGGAGACGAACGCGAUAAGAGAGAAAUUAGCCCAGCAGGAGAUCGCGAGAAUGCACGGACUCACGCAGGACAGCUCAACCGCUGCCGCGGUAGUUACCGACAUGCAUAGGAACGUGAGGAACCUGGACACUCUGGAGACUCUCGCGGAAGAGAGUAACAUUCCAGACGAGGCGUUCUACAGAAGCUUGAACAACGCGUACAGGGAGGAUUUAAUUUGCGGCGACACGUCCAGACCAACGUCGCAACUGGGUAUGAUCUGGGAGGAGGCGGAGGAUGAGGAUGUGAAUGGAAAGAAAGAGGCGGAGUCGAACAUGUUUGAUAAAGCUAUGACCAAAGAGAAGGAACUCGAGGAAUUGACUACGAAACCAACGAAAGAAGAAAUUCAGGAAUCAGUGACGAAAAAGGAAGAUGAAGCGGACGAGGACGAGGGCGAAGUAUUUAGCGCAGCUGAUUACAAAAGUUAUCGUGGCAAUACGCCUUGUGUUAGCGAACAAGAUCUGGCCCAGCUCUCCAGACUCAGUUCCAUCGACCAAGUCGCCCUGGAAAAAUUACACGAACUGGACAGGUUGACCAAUAAAUUACAAAAGGACUCUCAGAACUUGAUAGAGUUACAGUCGAAGUUAAUGGACUCUCCGAAACGACAAUAUAGUUCCGAAGCUGAGGCUAAACUGGCAGAAGAAGCGAGUAGUAUAGACGAGCAGCUAAGAAAGAUUUACGCCGAAACCGAUGUCGACAGUUGGACCUUCUCGAAAAGUCCCGGAUCGACCGGUCGAUCGAUCUCCAGAGUGAGCACCGAUAGCGGCCUAGCCACUGACGGUGACUUCACAACCCGAUCAAUUUCGCCAAGACUUACGUCCACGUCCAGAACGAACUUAGAUUCCAUUUCGAGUACUUACACUCCACCCAGGCUAGGUAGCUACGCAACAACCGUACGGGAAAAGAGUCCAGAGCCAAUGAUCCAAUUGCCUAUUGACGUUGGUAGCUUCGCCAAAGGCUACGCGGAGAACAAAGAACUGACCGACCUCAUGGCCGAAAGCUUCGCGGCUGUCACUUGCGCCUCUCCCACCAUUUACAGCACCACUACUGACAAAAUCCCAUCUCCUACUCACUCUGCGGGAAGCGUCCAUAGUGUCCAUAGCGUCCACAGUGUGCAGAGUCUUCGAACCAGGCAGGACGGUUACUUCGGUAGCACUGCUCGACUGAAUUUAGAAUUCCAGGAAAGUAGAACGCCUCCAAGUCCGUCACCCAGCUCGCCACCUCCGCCAGCUCCUCGAGACUCAGCCGAGCCUUUCCUGAUGCCAGGACCCGAUCAGAGGGAUGCUGAAACAAAACGACCUCAGAGUCCCGCGUUUUUGAGGAGCACGGAGAAGCUGGUUUCCCUGGAGCAAGGUCGCCUAAGUCCACGAACUCCUCACUCGCCUAAGUCGCCACGAGUCUCGCCUAAGCACACAGUCAAGCCAAGCGUGGCCAACAUCGUCGCAGCUAAGUCUGAUUCCGGCCUAUCUUCAAUGAGUGGGUGGAGCAGCCUGGACAAGUCGCCGAGCUCGCCAAAAAGUUCAAUCACCAAGAUGCUCACUUCGUAUUCGGUAGAUCAUCCUAGAUCAACUUUAGUCCCAAGUACAACGACGGUCAGAUCUGCCAGUCCAAUUCCACCUCUUCCGGAAACCACAACCUCGGUCAUUACGCAGGAACCGCUGUACGAUACGCCGGAAGGAAGAGACGCUUUCACGAGUACUACCACCGCCACUUAUACCGUUACGAGCCACUCCUACACUGCGGCCAUGAAUCAUUUGUCAGCCUACACGUCGAUAAAGACACCGACCACCAAAGAGGAGUACAGUUUUGUACCUCCUCCAGCACCCAUCGCGACCACUUGUCAGAGUCCAAAGAAACGAAGUCGCCAGCAAACUUUACAGCAUACUUACGACACCGUACCGCCUGGAACGACGAUCGACUAUGUGUAUAGGUCUGAGCAACCUGCCAUUUAUUCCGUAGCUGGGAGCAAUCGACAACAGGCCAUCACGAGCGUCUAUACCAGCAGCGCUGGGGGCUAUGGUCCGAAAACUACGACCACUGCUUACUAUCCAGAUGCAAUGGACCAGUAUAACAGCUACCCGGAUAAUUAUAGCGCUGUUCAAUAUACGGAAUCGGCCGCUGUAGGAGGUCAUCUGAAGAAACCUUCACGAGGCAGCGCGUACACCGACGGAAUGACAAACCACGAAGGGUACAAAGCCGCCAUGUAUCGCACAAUGUUCCCCACGGGGAAUAUCACGGACGCACUAUCUUAUUAUCCAACUAGCGCGAAUCUACCGCGAACGGAGACGAACGAGACUUCGUGGCUGAAUUCGAUGGAAGACCAGAUACCUCACGAUUCGACGUCCUCCAGUAUCAGAUCGCUAACAUCGGACGGUAGCUAUGCCCAAAGCCCGUACACCGAUAGAAGAUAUCCUCAGCCACCGACGUAUCAGGCACAUCAGUAUCAUCACACUUAUGCGAAUCAGAACUAUCCACAAGCUUAUCAGCAACAGUACCAGCCAUACAGUCAAAGGUUGAGUAGUUCCGAAAGCGCACAACUUACGGAUGGAUAUCAGAGACAACGGCAACGAGAACAUCAAUACAUUCAGGACCACGAAACAGGAAGAAUGCCUAUUGAUCAAACGCAACAUCAACAAGAAUAUUACGAUGCUUCGAGCGUGAUAGUAUCUCAAUCAGGGUAUAUUAGUAUUGCGUCGAAUUUGAAGGACCACGAGAUAGAAAAUGCGAAAGCUGGCAAGAAGAUAAAACGCGGUUCGUCCUUAAAAAAUGCUAUGAGCUCCAUGAGCAACUGGUUGCCUGAUCUACACUUGAGCAAACGACACAGGAGUCACUCGUUACCUGGUGGAGUGAGGAGGGAAGACUUGGAUAUGUCGCAAGAGCAACAGCAGAGGCUUCCGCAGGAGGCAGGUAUGGCAAGAGGUCGUGGAAGAGGCCAGGCAGCCAGGAAGAAGAAGAAACACACUUUGGUGUCCACCGUAUCCGGAAUUCUUCAGAAGGCCAAAAGACGAAAUCAUCAAUCUCAAUCUUUGUCGGAUCCUGAACAGUCCGAAACCGAAUGGAGCAGUGGUAGACAGAGUGGUUUGUCAGAGGACGAAGACAGCGUGAUGUCGGACGUAAAUCAAGAACCUCCAUUCUUUGCCAAGGUAAAGACAACUAGCACGAAACGUAAACAGGUGCCCCAGCCAGUUCCUCAGCAACAGCAACCGACGACUCAGCCAUUACCUCUGCAACAGAAAGAAUAUAUACAACAACAACAGCAACAGCAAGCUCUCCAACAACAAAUUCAACAGCAUCAGGAGCAGUUACAACAGCAAGCUCUUCAAGAUGGUUGGGCCAAAGAGAAAGAUCAAAAGAAGGAUGUGGAUCAUGAACUUCCUGAACAGAUUAGUGGCUUCGAGGAAGAAACAUCUGGGAAGAGCACAGGUUCUGGUUCUGGCGGUUCGUCGAUAUUUCAAACUGUCGGGGACAUUAAACGAUCCGCUGGUAGCUCCGACGAAGCUCCAAAUGAAAAGGCUCCGAAACUUCCUCCUGUGACUCUGAUGGGCGGUGCAAGUAUGGAAUUUGCGGUGUCUAGAGCAUUAGGCAAGUAUCGUCAGAGACAAUCCUCCACGGUGUCCGAUGAACAGCCUCCCAGUGAAGAGGGCAGCACCGAGAAGAAGUCCGACGAAGGCACCGUUCAAACUCUGGAAACAAGCUUUGAGUUCCCGGAAGAUAUGUCGGAGAAAAGCGAGAGGAGCGAGAAAUCUAGCAGCACCAGGCUUCCCGAGCUGGUAACCAGCAUAUCGGAGGAGGCUCCGCCGUCGGAAGGAAGCCCAUCCGCGUCAAGCACGAAGGGUCAAACGUCAGGCAGUCGAUUCCUGCCGCGUCAUCAGCAGUCCCUCGAAAUUCCAUGGACCGGUUCAAGACCGGGCGAAUUGGACGAGGAUAACCGAAGCACGCAUUCCUAUCGAAGUACGUCGAGGGUCUCAUCCAGGCGGCAAAGUACGGAGGACUCGAUCGACUCCGAGGACGAGUGGUAUCGAUACGAGUUGAGGAAGCUCGAGGAACUUGAGAGGCAAUCGCAGAUAGAGGUAGAGAUGGGCGAGGUGCUGGUAGAGGAACCGGAGGAGACUGAUCAGUACCAACCAGACGAAACGGUAAAGGAGAAGAUGUCUUUCGUCUUGAGAGAACUGAAGAUGAAGGCUGGCACUAUAUCGAAAGAGCAGGCGAAGGAGGAUAAAGAAGAGCUACGAAUGAGUAAGAUCAACGGAACGAUAGCGAAGGAUCGUCGAAUCGAGGAACGAGACAGGUAUCGAGACGAGAAACCUAUUCCAAAGCGAAAAUCUGCGGAAAGUAUCGAAGCGGUGUUUGCGAGGGUGACCGAUUAUCAUACUUGGGCGCACGAAGAGGAAGUUAAGAAAGAGAAACUGUCCUCUGCUAUGGAAGAAGGUUCCUCUGGAGAAACUUCCGGUCCUGAUAGUCCCGUCCAAUCGAUGGACGAGGAGGAAGAAGAGGAACUGCCGAAAGACGUCGACGAACAACCGUCGAGGCGCAGUUCGAGCGGCUCGACUUUUCGACACGGCGAAAAAAUCCAUCCUGGCUCUGAACCGAUCUCUCGAGAAGGUAGCGUAAGUGUACCGCCUAGCGAGGUGUCUGUCAGCAUCCCGGGUGCUUGGGAUUCAGAGAGCACUGUCCUUGAAGGCCUCGAGCGCGACGGAGCUGGCAGUGCAGAAACGGCUACCACGGCGACUUUGAGCCUGCCAAAAAUCAAAAUUGAUUCCUCGUCCUGCGGUAGCUCGGAUGUGACGUUAAAAGAGGGCCAGGUGAGUCCUGGUCCACCUGGAUCAAAAUGGAAGUUGCUGAAAGCGUUGAAAGAACGAAAGGCAGAGGAGAAGCUGAAGGAAGUCGAGGAUUCCAAGGAGACCACCAUUUCUCAGGGACCCACAGCAAACGGCAGUGGACCUGGUGGCGAAUCCGGUGGACGAGGCAACGGGCAUCCAGGAGACAAUCCAUUCUACAGCAAUAUCGACAGCAUGCCGGAUAUUCGGCCGCGCCGAAAGUCGGUGCCAUUGGUCUCCGAGCUGGUCUUGAAGACAAUGGCGGCGACCAAGAGGAACGCGGCUGGUCUGACGUCGGCGGUGCCCAGAGCCACGUUAAACGACGAGGAGCUGAAGAUGCACGUGUACAAGAAAACGCUGCAAGCGAUGAUCUACCCGAUCUCUUCGACGACGCCGCACAAAUUCGUCACCUGGACAGCCACAUCGCCGACCUAUUGCUACGAAUGCGAGGGUCUCCUCUGGGGUAUCGCACGACAGGGGGUGCGGUGUACCGAAUGCGGUGUCAAGUGCCACGAAAAGUGCAAGGACCUGCUCAACGCCGACUGCUUGCAAAGAGCGGCCGAGAAGAGUUCGAAGCAUGGCGCCGAGGAUAAGGCGAACAGCAUCAUCACAGCCAUGAAGGAGAGAAUGCAACAGAGAGAACGAGAAAAGCCAGAGAUCUUCGAGCUGAUCCGGUCAGUCUUCGGAGUCGACGAGGAAGCAUAUGCGGGUCACAUGUCGGCGGUGAAGCAGUCAGUUCUGGACGGUACCAGCAAGUGGUCCGCGAAGAUCGCCAUUACAGUGAUCUGUGCCCAAGGACUGAUCGCAAAAGACAAGAGCGGUACAUCUGAUCCGUACGUGACUGUCCAAGUUGGUAAAGUGAAGAAACGAACCAGGACCAUGCCGAGGGAAUUGAAUCCAGUUUGGCACGAGAAGUUUUACUUCGAAUGCCACAACUCGUCUGACCGAAUAAAAGUGAGAGUAUGGGACGAGGACAACGACUUGAAGUCGAAGUUACGGCAAAAGUUGACAAGGGAGAGCGAUGAUUUCCUUGGACAAACGAUCAUCGAGGUGCGUACGCUGAGCGGCGAGAUGGAUGUGUGGUAUAACCUAGAGAAGAGAACGGAUAAAAGCGCUGUAUCCGGGGCGAUCAGGCUGCACAUCAGCGUUGAGAUCAAAGGCGAGGAGAAGGUCGCCCCUUACCACGUGCAGUACACCUGCCUACACGAGAACCUCUUCCAUAGCUUAUGCGAAAAGAACGACGGCGUGGUGGCUCUACCUCAGGCGAAAGGAGACGAUGCCUGGAAGGUGUAUUUCGACCCACCUGGAGAAGAGCUCGUCGAUGAAUUCGCGAUGAGAUACGGCAUCGAGAGCAUCUAUCAAGCAAUGACGCAUUUUCACUGCCUCUCCACGAAAUAUCUGUGCCCGGGUGUACCAGCGGUAAUGUCCACCCUGCUGGCGAACAUAAACGCAUAUUAUGCUCACACGAGCGCGAGUUCCGCUGUUUCGGCCAGUGAUAGAUUCGCUGCCAGCAAUUUCGGGAAAGAGAAAUUCGUGAAAUUGUUGGAUCAACUGCACAACUCCCUGCGAAUCGAUCUGUCAAUGUACCGAAAUAACUUCCCGGCCUCGAGCCAGGAAAAGCUGAUGGACUUGAAGAGCACGGUCGACCUGCUGACGAGCAUCACGUUCUUCAGAAUGAAGGUGUUGGAGUUGUCCAGCCCUCCACGAGCGAGCACCGUGGUGAAAGAUUGCGUGAAAGCGUGUCUUCGUUCGACCUAUCAGUUUCUUUUUGAAAAUUGUUACGAUAUCUACAACAGAGAAUUCCAAGUGGAUCCAAGCGAGGCGAAGAGAGACGCCGAGGAUCAUGGACCUCGCCUGGAAUCGUUGGACUUCUGGCAUAAGCUGAUCGCGCUGAUCGUUUCGGUGAUCGACGAAGAUAAGAACAGUUAUGCCCCUGUCCUGAACCAAUUCCCUCAGGAAUUGAAUAUCGGUCAACUGUCGGCGGCCACCAUGUGGUCACUGUUCGCGGUGGACAUGAAGUACGCGUUAGAAGAGCACGAACAACACAGACUGUGCAAGUCCUCGGCCUAUAUGAACCUCCACUUUAAGGUCAAGUGGUUACACACCAAUUACGUGAAGGACGUACCGCCGUAUAAAGGCGCAGUGCCCGAAUAUCCUGCGUGGUUCGAACCGUUUGUUAUGCAGUGGCUCAACGAGAACGAUGACGUCUCACUGGAAUAUCUCCAUGGUGCCUUCAGCAGAGACAAGAAGGACGGAUUCCAAAAGAGCAGCGAACACGCGCUGUUCAGCGUAUCCGUCGUCGACGUCUUCACACAAUUAACCCAGUGCUUCGACGUGGUCUCCAAGCUGGAAUGUCCUGAUCCGGAGAUCUGGAAGAGAUACAUGAAGAGGUUCGCGAAAACCAUCGUGAAAGUGUUAGUCGCCUAUGCAGAUAUCGUGAAGAAGGAAUUCCCAAGUCACCUGAAGGAAGAAAGAAUCGCUUGCAUUCUCAUGAACAAUAUUCAGCAACUUCGAGUGCAAUUAGAGAAGAUGUUCGAGUCGAUGGGUGGAGAAAAAUUGGAAGAGGACGCGGCGAACAUUCUGAAAGAACUUCAACAGCAACUGAACGGAGCACUCGACGAUCUAGCCAUGCUCUUUGCAAAGAGUUUGGAACCAAGGAUAACAGCUUCGGUGAAAGAGUUAGGCGAUCUAUUGCUAGCCAUUAAAGGAGGUGGACAGGUGCAACCUGCUCAAAGAAAUAACGUAGCUGUGGAAGCUGACGAAGUGUUGCGUCCUUUGAUGGAUCUUCUCGAUGGAAGUUUGUCGUUGUAUGCUGAAUCUUGUGAAAAGACUGUGCUGAAGAGGCUGCUGAAAGAGUUGUGGAAGAUCGUCAUGAGGAUUUUAGAGAAAACGGUGGUGUUGCCACCUAUGUCGGAUAAGAGCAUGAUGUUCAAGAAUCUGACGGAUAAUGCGAAGAACUUAGCCGCGAAUGCGAAGAUAGAAGACAUGUCGAAACUGUUCAAGAACCACAUGGUUGGUAAACCGGAUGUGAAAAACGCACUGAGCGGUGUAAUGGAUAUUUCUAAAGAAGUAGAGAAGAAUCUUUCCCCGAAACAGUGUGCGGUCCUCGAGGUCGCCCUCGAUACCAUCAAACAGUACUUCCACGCGGGUGGAAACGGUCUGAAGAAGACAUUCUUAGAGAAAUCGCCAGAACUGCAGAGCUUACGAUACGCCUUGAGCUUGUAUACGCAAACAACAGACACCCUCAUCAAGACUUUUGUUACGUCUCAGGUCAACCAAGUGCCGCUGAACAAUGCGUCAAAGAUGCGUCAGCGUCAGCGUUCGAUGAGCAGCGAAAGAGGUGGUGACGAAGGGGAAGGAGCCGAGGGUAUGGAAAGCCUCGAGGAACCCCUUCGCCAGAGCAAGCCCUCUCUUCGUCGAGAGAGUCGACAAGUUCCAGAUACUGCCGGUACGGAGGAAGGCUCGGUCGGAGAAGUCAGUAUACAGGUGGAUCUUUUCACACAUCCUGGAACUGGCGAACAGAAGGUCACUGUCAAAGUUGUCGCUGCGAACGAUUUGAAGUGGCAGCUUGCUACGGGAAUGUUCAGACCGUACGUCGAAGUAAAUUUGAUCGGACCGCAUCUAACUGGAAAGAAGAGGAAGCAAUCGACAAAAUCAAAGAGCAAUAAUUGGUCGCCGCAAUUCAACGAGAGCUUUGACUUCAUGAUCGGCAAUGAGCAGCAGCAACUUGAUUUCUACGAGUUGCAUAUCUGCGUGAAGGACUACUGCUUCGCGAGAGAGGACAGGCUGGUCGGUGUAGCAGUAAUGCAGCUCAAGGACAUCGUCGAGGAAGGCUCGUGCGCCUGCUGGUUGUCGCUUGGUAAACGAAUCCAGAUGGACGAGACCGGCUGGACAAUCCUAAGGAUUCUUUCGCAGAGGAACAACGACGAGAUCGCAAAAGAGUUCGUGAAACUGAAGAGUGAUAUCAGGCAGGAGACACCGUUACCGAACCCUACCUGAGGCUCAGGGUCACAGCAUUAAGCCACGACAGCGAAGCGAUGCGUCCUUCGAGUUUGGAAAGAGCUCGAAGGAGAGAAGGAGAGGGGCGUUGUCCAUAGGGAAAACCAUAGAAGCGUUCGGCCGUCGUUGUCGAGAACGAAGUCUUUAAAAAGCAAACAAAACAAAAUAAUUCAGCAAAUAAACAAAAGAAAAAAAAACGAGCAACACCGCGAGACACAUGCGAUAUCGAGAACGCGUAAGACACAAAAUAAAAAUAAGAAACACACAUUGCAGCAAACACAUAAGCGAGAAAAAUCACCGAUAAGGACGAUCGGCCGAAUCCUUUUCGGUUCCAACGCUAACGUCGGUCAAUGAGGGAACGAGAGACCUUGUCGUGCGACAUCAUUCUUCUCGCUUCCUUCGCAGUCAGCUUCCGGUCGAGCGUGUUCUUCUCUCUUUUUUACGAAUCACAGAGCUUUAGCCCCGUCCCCUAUAUAAACCGAAUGAGCCGAGAAUAAAAAAAAAAAGAAGACAAAACCAAAAGAAAGAAAAAGAAAGAGGGUUUUCGAGUAAACAUGUUGAAAGUCAAGUCCCCGAAUCGAAACGUUCAUCCAGCUAGUGGAAGUCGGACAAAGAGAGUAGAAAAGGGAAAGGGUGAUUCCUCCUACCUUUUCGUAAAAGCGAUAGAAAUGUAGAAUAACAGGAUGAUAAUUGGUCAAGAAUAUGGGAAGAUAUACGGACAGACUUUUCGUUCAAGUAAGUGUCGUAAAAAUGGAAAAUAUGAAACCUCAGGUAUCGAAGAGUGUUCUGAACAGACGCGACACGUAAAAACAGUGCUGCCAGUACGUAAUAUAUUUGGUAAAUAUUCGUAACGUAAGGAGAGGAAAGGAGUUGAAUUAGUCGUAGAUGAUACGUCCAGCGCGGUUAGACCUCGACGUGUACGGACUCCCAGAAGAAACGGAAGCAGUUUGACUGCAGCUAGAGGAAAAGGAAAACGAAGAAGAGCACGAAGAACGAUCGAAUCGGGGUCCGUGAUCGCUAGCAAAUAUACGUUGCAAAUAUAAAUAUAAAACGUGAAUCGGGAGUGUUUUUUUUUUUUUUUUCAAAACUAAAAAAAUACGAAUCGCGCUGCAAUGAGGAAAAUGUAAUACUACAUAUAAAAUAUAGACACUCGUGAGAGACGACGUUUUAGACCGUUUGUUCGGGAUGACGAGUUUACUUGUAGAUAUGUGAAACACAUUGUUGACGAAAAAAAGUUUUUCUAAAUAACAGUUUAACGUAGCAUUGCGUACGACCAAUAGGCGCGUCACGACGUUACUCGGGACGCGCCGUUAGUAAUAAAAUAGGCAUUGUAAUGUAAAGUACGUUCUUAUUGUAAGAAUUAACAAGAGAUCGUAAGAGUCUGAUUAUUGGUGGUGAACGUAUUACGAGGUCCGCUCGAAGACUUCGAUCAUUGCCCGUGAAUCAUCCUUUUGGGUCUCGCUUCGAAGACCUUUAAUACGACGUUUAAUACGAUGAAGAUGUUCACGUACACAAGAAGCCGAUAUUCCGUUCCAGUGAAGAAGAAAAGAAUAAAAAAAGAAAGAAUAACAAGAAGAGGAAGAAACAUACGAGUUAGGAUCCUUUCGUCCGCCUUCAAUUUUCAUUCUACGUACAAUAUCGUGAAACAGAGAAUCCGGUUUUCGAUCUGUUCUAGCCAGAAACUACUAUUUCUACGAAUCGACAGCCUAACUUUUUCGAAAUUAAACUUUAUAUCGUGGUAGAUGUAUGGUAACUUAAAUAAUCAUGUAACUUCGACACUUUCCCCGUUCGACGAUCAUUGCUUUUUGUGUGAACGUGCAAAACCAAAUAUGUAAACGACGAGGUGGAACGCAAGCUUCGAAAAUAACGGACAUCGAUACUUCUUUGUCUAUUCGCUUAAAAAUAUCUCAUCGAUAUUACUCUUGUAUAUAGAUCAAACAUUGUCCACUCGUGGGAACAGUUGGUUAAGUUACGAAGAUCAGAGCCCGCGAUUCUCUAAUGCAAGACUUCCCCCACUAUAUAUGAAGAAUAAAAAGAAAACGAAAAAUCGAGAAAAUCGAGGGCGGACGCGUUAAACGGUCCCUCAAUCUGCUACAAAACGGAAACGAUCCCCGCGGAAGACAUCCUAACGUUCUUCGUUUCGCAUCUAAUGUCGUUCGAAAACUCUGGAAACACUUGUUUAAGAACACAUGUCGCAGUUCUUGCACGAAGCUUCGAUCGGAUCUCCCGAGAAACCUACAUAUGGGAAUAAGAAGGCAAAGAAAAGGGGUCACUGUAAAACAAAAGAAAAAGAAAUAAAGAGACAGAAGAAAGAAGCAGAAGAUGGAAACUAUUAAUAACACAAAAAAAAAAGAUGCACGCGACUUUAAAACUAAAUAAAUUUCAUUCUCUGACCUUCGCAGGUCAAACCAGAUAUACAAUUCCAGAGAUUACAUGAUUAUAUCCACAAGAAAAGUUUCUACUACGUAGUACGUCUAGAUAUACUUACGUAUUGUGUAUAGUAUAUAAAUGCUGAUGUAGCUGCGAGCGCGGGAUAUUCGUCUGAAGAGAAAGCCACCCGAGAAAAAAAAAAAAGGAAAAUUCGGCUAUCUUUACAAUUACAUAUUUACACCAGGCGCUUACCAUAUCCGGAUGAUGCAUGCGUCUACACGCGACACAGGUCAGGCGCAGAACCUUCGAAUAGAAUUCCGUUUAUUAACACGUUAUACAUAUACAUACAAGCGCAUAUCUUUCCAAAAUUACCUCUUACCACGUAACUUUACAUCAGGAAUACAAAUACGUUUCACGAUUGAAAGAGACAAAGGAAAAAAUAAUGGUUUAUCAUUCAUGAAUCGAUGCACCUCUGAAUCUCAUUACGAAAAAUCGUAGGACAAAAUAGAGUUUACGUGAUAAUUUUACCGUACAUAUUUUGUUUCAUAAAAGAACAGGUUUAGCACGUUACUCGUUGACGUGGUUAGAGCGCGUAGAUUCAAAUGUGCCCGGAUCUGUGUAUCCGUAUCGAUCUAAACGACCCUCGACGAAAUGCUCCUCAUGCACAAAACGCGUUGCGGUUCGUCUCUUUUACAACGUUCGCGCUGUUUCAAUCCUGGUGUUUCUUUAUUCAAAAGCGAAUGCGAUGAGAAACGAUUUCGGGCUUGGAAAAGAGCAUCGAAUGCAGAUGAAGAAACAGCAUGGCGUGAGUGAAAUAGAUGAAUAGAAAAUAGAAAAAACAACGUAUGAAAAAGAAAGAGAGAAACGUAAGGGGGGAAAGUAGAAUUGGAAGAGAAAAACACGGAUCCGCGAUCUCGCCACCAUCUUCAUUUGUCAAAGUGUCUAUUUUCUCCGCUGCCUAAGUACUACAUACUAAUUAAUGAAAAAGGGCUGGCGAAUUCGACAACCAGGCCAAGUCCGUCGACGAAACGGGAACAACCUUCUGUGUGUUUCUUUCCGCUGGGAAGCUUCCAUGUCGGUCGACAAUUGCGCUUCGUGGACGGAAUUGACCGCCACUUUUUCCUCCUACUCUCCGCUUCGAUUAAUAUCUCGUAAGCUUAAUGAAAAAAAAAAUAUCUCGUGUAUUCUGUGAUAAUUACCCCUUAAAGUACAUAUACACACGUACACACUUGCACAUACUUACAUGUUCGUUUACAUUUACAGACAAAUAUAUUUACACUUAUACCCGCAAUUAUACGUACUACACCAGAAAACAAACACACGAGAUACUCUGCAUUUCAAACAAGACACAAUACAGUAGUGCUUCUCUAAUUGGUCACAUAUUGGGAUUUCGACUAGCCAGUUAUCGAAGGAAGUGUAUUUCUAGAAAGAUUUUCCUUUAAAGAUUAAAUCCAAGUGAUGACUGAAGUAAGAUAUACUUGACACAUUUGUUUAUUUUAAAUAUAUAUAACAUCGGAGGCCCAGAAAGUCAGUUCCAGGAACUAAUGGGAAUAUUAACAGCUAGUUAACGAAACGAAAUUCUGGCCGGUUAUCGUUGUACUACUAUACAACACGCAUAAGACAUACACAUACCAUACGUACAUGUACUCUAUAUACACAAUACAACAUACAUACAUACAUGCAUACAAAAUUACACGUACCAUGCACGUAAUACACCGAUCCCAAUAGUAACAGUAUUCUUCUCUUUUAAACAACAUUUCGAUUCCUAUUCUCUAUACUCGUUAAACGUCCGAAGAGUCUCGUUGGUGUGUGAUAACGAAAGAUACCGUGGCAAUCGUCGCGAUAUUACAUAGAGAUUGUGAUGAUCUGUCACCUGUCACAAUGUCUACGUGAACGAUCGGUAACAUGACGAGAACAAGAACACUAUGAUAUCGACACGAAAUAAAAUAGGGAACGCAAAAGUAUUCGUUGGAUAAUGAAUGAUAAAGGUAAGAGAACGAUUUCGACGAUCAACGAGGGAGCGGGAGACAACAAUUAGAUAUUUUACACAGUGCCGUUCGAUAGUGAUAUCUUCAUUGGAAUUCACAGAAACGGUAACACGUGAGCCAUGUUUGUUCUUAUGCCGUUCGCAAUCAUAGGAAAAAACAAGGAAAUAUCGUUGUUUACUCUUUUUAACGACGUUUACUCUUUUUUUUUUUUUUUUUUGUUUAGUAUAGUUUAACCUCAAAAUAGUACUGUGCAGAAGAUAAAUAAUGUUCGUAUCGCUGUUCGAGGAGAAGCAUUGACAUACGAAGGUUUACACGACGCUGGCAAACUGAUCUGAAAUGAAUAAAAGUUUAACCCUGCUGGGACUCGCGCGCUGAAUUCAGUUUUCAAGUGCUUUAUCUUGGAUUCUACUCUCUUAAGAUAUCGAAUAUAAUUACGGUACUAAUACAUAAUUUGUAACGUUAAUAUCAUUCUAGUGUUAUAACAUUUACAUGCAUAUUGUUAUUAGAUUAUUAUAAUGUAAUGCGAUGCAUGCUGUGAGUGUUUAGAGAUGAGUGUUUAAUAAUAGAACUAGACUUUAGUCUAUGAAUUUCAUUACUUUGAAUAACUUUGAAUUCAAAAAAAUAUAUAUAUAAAUAUGAGAGAAAAGAUGAAAAAAAGAUGAAAAGGAACAGUCCCUAAAGGGUUAAAAAACCAGUAAUGAAGAAAAAAGUGGGAAACGGAAUGUAUUACUAUCCUUACAUAAUGAAAACGUAUACCCAUAGAUCACUUCAGUAUAUUACGAACGUUUAAACAUUUAUAUUUAUACAGUCGUGAAAAAGAUCCAAAACCCGUAAAUAUUUCUUUCUGUGAUUAAACGUCUCGUUGCACGGAUCGAUCCAUCAUUCUUUUCACAGAACAUCUAAUCAGAAGAAAAGAGAUUGGGACGCGUAUAUUAUGGAACAAGGUCAAGUGUUCGUAGUUCUUGUUCGACGAGAGCGCGAGAUGUCACCGCGAACUUUUGCGUUCAGUAACUGACCAUGGGUGCAAAACCAAAAAAAAAAAGAAAUCAUUCGAAAAACUAGACUUCAGAUUGCUGUAUCGUGAGGACGUGUAGCAGAAGAAACCAUUUAACAAACGAAAGGGGAAAAGGAAAAAAAGAACAAAUAUAUACACAAUUGUUGACAAUACUAUGCUUGAAAAAUCGUACGACGCGUAUAUAAUUGUACUUAACAAAUAUAUUUAAAAAAAAAAAUGGCAGAAUGUUUGUGUUUCGUAAGUAAAGCAUAUUAAGGAAUAAAUUUGUAAUCAUGCGACAAGACGCAUUUGAAAAAAGAAAACAAUAAUGUGUACGGAACACGUAAUUCUGUGCGUACGUGCGGAUGACUGCGUGAUUAUUAGGUAUUAUAUCUCAACGAGUAAUGAGUACAUUUUCAUCAUCCCCGCAAAGAGUGUACCAUUGUUAUUAUCAAAAUUUUUAACGCGAAACCAAGCGAACGAUGAGGAAAAAGAGUUAUAAUUACGGCAUACCGUUGCGCAGCCUCUGAGUAUACAUAGGUGAACCUAAAAGCAAUUGUAUCAGAGUCAAACACGCACAUUCAACACAAGAAAAAAUGAUAAUACGUAUAAGCCCAGAUCUUUAUUAAUAAACGUUUAUUUUUCGUUCGUUCACUCGCA